AGCUUUUGUUUAUUGCUAUAUAAUAAACAAGCUCAAGCUCACAAAAACAAAAGAAUCUAUAUUCGAAAUAAAACGACCUGAAUCCCGCGAACCCAUUUAACUAAACUGAUCUAACAAGCAAUCAACAUAUACUUCUGGAAAAAGUAGCCAUGAAUAGACAUCAUCUUGAUACUACUCACCUUCUCUCUCUACAUCUCUCUUUCUCUCUCUUUAACUGGUUCCCAAUAAAUUUGUCUCGCCGACCACCGACUGAAUUAGAUCUCCGAUUACAAAACCCAUUUUCUCUGAUCUCCGAUCACAAAGAAUAAUGUAUGAAAAUGGGGUUGAUGGUGAAGGAGAAAAGGGUAAAGGUUUAUUGUGUGAUGAAUUUAAUGAAUUUGUGCAAAAUGAGGUUGUUUAUGUUCCUAUGACGCCAGCUAAGACGGGUCAGCCCGAUUCGGAUAUGAUUGGUAAAAACUGGUUUGAAAAUCCGUUUGAUGAAGCUAUAUUUGAAGAACAGUCUAUGAAGAAAAGUUUUAGUUGUUGGAAGGGUAGUUUUGGGUCAACUAGUCAAAUGUAUAAUCGGUUGUCGUUGGAUGAUGCCGAAACGUUGAGUAUGUCUUGUCAAGAUUUGCUCGCACUCGCCACAAAAAAGGGUUCUGAUUGUGGUGGGUAUGGUGGUGGUGCAGCCGGUUUAACGCAACAAUCUGGGCGGUUGAACAUGUUAUACGAUCUCAAUUUGCCGCCAGAAAUGAUAGCGGAUACGACGGUAAACACGGGUCUAUCCCUGCAGUUCACACCGUUGACACCGGAUCAAGCAAAAAGAAUGAAUCUUGAAGCAGAUAAAGAGGUUGUUGAGGCUAAUCAAGACUCCGAGAAGGGGUUGACUGAACAAGCUGAUUUGAAUGAAACGAAUGAAACACCGCAACCGAAACAGAAAAGAAGAAAGCACAGGCCGAAAGUGGUUACAGAAGGUAAACCGAAAAGAGUACGAAAGCCCGCGACACCAAAGCCUGCGACGCCAAAUCCCGAUGGUUCGUCAACAGGGAAGAGGAAGUAUGUAAGGAGAAAUGGAGUUGAAAAGUCGGCAACAACGCCUGAUGGCUCGUCAACAGGGAAGAGAAAAUAUGUCAGGAGAAAUGGAGUUGAAAAGUCAACAACACCCGCUGUGGAUGAAACAAGCGGGAGCGUACAUCCAACCCCAGAUCAACAAACGAAGAAAACGUGUAAGAGAAAGAUUGACUUUGAUGAAUCCGAGAAACAGGCGGAAGCAACGAGCCCAGAUCAACAAACAGGUAAGAGAAAUAUUGACUUUGAUGAUUCUGAGAAACAGGCCGAAGUAACGGUUGAUAAUUCAUGCACGGUGACUAGUGGAGUGGUGGAAGAUUACGAAAAAUCACAUGAAACCGUGUCCCCAAACCCGAUCACCCCUAGCAAAACCGAGCUACCACAGGCGAAAGUAAAACGGAGCAACACGAAAGCAAAAUGUAAGAUAAAUUUCUUACAAGAAACACAUGACAAAGUACCGAGCCAUUUACCGAGUCCAAAUGAAUCCGGCUGUAGCACAAGUGUGUGCAACAAGGGAGAUGAAGCACAGAGAUCGUUUGAUGAGAUUAAACUUAUGAAUGAGCAGAUUAUGAAAAUGAAACAUGACUCGUUGGAGUCAUAUCUGUCAAUAUUCACCGAUUACAGCUUGCAAUCAUCUGAGCAUAAUGUGAAAAUGAACCGUGAGUCGUCGGAGUCACUUCUAUCAGUGUACGCCAAUUUCAAAAGGGUGCGCAACUUGCAAUCAUCUACAAUCAACAAGAAAAAGGGUAAGGCACCCGCAACGCCAAACGACAGCCAUAAGCCAACACGUGGUCAGAGUUCGAAAAGGAAGAAAAUAAUGGUGCAUGAUUCAGUUUCGUUUGGUGGAAGAAUAGACGGUGGAUAUCAACAGCAACAUACAUACAUGUCGGCCUCUAUGUAUCAUAACAACUCAGGUUACAAUAUGUAUUAUAUUGACGCAUUAGUGGAACAAUUUAAGCAGCUGCAUAUCAACGGACAUACGUUUGUACGAGGAUACCAUGAGAAGAAUGCUCUUGUUGUAUAUCAACAGGAUAGAAGUGUUGUCCCUUAUGCAGGUGUGUUUAAUCCGAUGAAGAAAAAGAAGCAACGUCCUAAAGUCGACCUUGAUGAUGAGACGAAUAGAGUCUGGAUGCUUUUAUUGGAAAAUAUAAAUAGUGAAGGUAUAGACGGGACGGAUGAAGAUAAGGCAAAAUGGUGGGAAGAAGAACGACGAGUGUUUCGUGGGCGAGCAGAUUCGUUUAUAGCAAGAAUGCAUCUUGUGCAAGGGGACAGACGAUUCUCACAGUGGAAAGGAUCGGUUUUAGAUUCGGUGGUUGGGGUUUUCCUUACUCAGAAUGUUUCUGAUCAUUUAUCCAGUUCAGCGUUUAUGGCACUUGCUGCGCGGUAUCCCGUAAAGCGAAACACGAGCAGUGAACCGUUGCAUGAAGAACCAUGCCAAGUAGAUGCAUCGGGAGACCAUGAUCCGAUACCUAUGAUGCUACAGGAGGUUGAUUCUUGUGAAGAUAAAGAAGUUGUUAAUAGCAAUGAAUUUUCUAAAAGUUGUAUCGUUAGUGUCGACUUAAAUGAUAAAUCAGAAUGUGAAGUUCUGGUCUCAUCUGAAAAAGAAUCGGCAAUAUACAAAGAAUCGGUUAUUAAUCAUACAGAAGCUGACGAAAUAGUCUCCACAGAUAAAGCUACUGCUGAUGGGUGCACUUCGUUUGUGGAGUUGUUGCACAUGCAGGGACAUACAAGGGUUUAUAAUGAAAAAUGUGCAAGUGGAGAAAGCGAAAUAUCAACAGACUGCGCAAGUCAAACUACGGUUCAGAUGGUCAACACAAUAAGUUCGCAAGAAUCAGCAAACAGUUACUGUUGCAUGGUGCAACAAGUUGUUGAGAAAAAUAACACCAUUGUUGAAGCGUCAGGAGAAUCGGUGCAAAAAGUGGUUGAUUUUCAUUUGAAUAAAGAUAAAAGUAACCGAAAAACUGAUGGUAUGGAUGAGGGUCAUUCGAAUGUUAAAAAAGAAAAAACGGAAAAGACACAUAUUAAAGUUGACUGGGAUAAGCUAAGAUUUGAAGCGGAAGUCAAACAAAAAAGAGAGAGAACACCGAACACAAUGGAUUCGAUGGACUAUGAGGCGAUAAGAGCAGCAAAUGUGAAUGAUGUCGCUGAUGCCAUUAAGGAGAGGGGUAUGAACAACAGGCUUGCUGCGAGAAUUAAGGACAUGCUUGACCGACUAGUAAGAGACCAUGGAAGCAUUGAUCUUGAAUGGUUACGAGAUGUUCCACCUGACAAAGCCAAGGAGUAUCUGCUAAGCUUUAAAGGCUUAGGUUUGAAGAGCGUCGAGUGUAUCCGACUUCUAACGCUUCAUCAUCUUGCUUUCCCGGUUGACACAAAUGUGGGUCGUAUAGCUGUAAGACUUGGAUGGGUACCCCUUCAAGCACUUCCCGAGUCUCUUCAGUUGCAUCUUUUGGAGCUAUAUCCAGUUCAGGAGUCGAUUCAAAAGUAUUUAUGGCCAAGACUAUGCAAGCUUGACCAAAAAACUUUGUAUGAGCUGCAUUACCAGAUGAUAACAUUUGGAAAGGUUUUCUGUACAAAGACCAAACCAAAUUGCAACGCGUGUCCCCUGAGAGGAGAGUGCAGACAUUUUGCCAGUGCCUUUGCAAGUGCACGGCUGGCAUUACCGGCACCAGAGGAAAGUAUAGCGGGUUCUACAGAAAACCGAACUGGUCGAAAUCCAAUUGGGAUGAUAGAUUUUGCUUCAACCAGUGAACAGCCGAAUCACCUGUCAGAAGUCCAGAUUUGCAACCCUGUUAUAGAACAACCAGCAACACUAGGGCCUAUAGUGGAAGUACCCGCAACGCCAGGGCCUACGGUUGAGGUACUGGCAACACCGGGGCCGAUAGUUGAGAUGCCGGCAUCACCAGAGCCGGAACAGAUACAAGAAGCGUUUGAUAUAGAGGACUUUAUUGGAGACGAUGAAGAAAUUCCGAUGAUUAAACUCAACAUUGAAGAGUUCACUCAGAACUUGCAAACGUACAUGGAAAGACAUAUGGAGCUUGGAGAAGGUGACAUGUCGAAGGCGUUGGUCGCGUUAACGCCGGAAGCUGCCUCGAUUCCAACACCAAAACUUAAAAAUGUCAGCCAGCUGAGAACGGAGCACCAAGUCUAUGAGCUUCCAGACUCACAUCCUCUCUUGGAAGGACUGGACAUACGCGAAACUGAUGAUCCUUGCCCGUACCUUUUAGCGAUUUGGACCCCUGGUGAAACUGUGGAUUCGAUUCAGCCGCCAGAGGGACAAUGUUGCUUCUAUGAAUCUGGAACAUUGUGCAACCAGGAAACAUGCUUCUUCUGUAACAGCACCCGUGAGGCAAAUGCCCAAACCGUUCGUGGGACCCUCCUGAUACCAUGUAGAACUGCGACAAGAGGGAGUUUUCCGCUCAAUGGCACAUAUUUUCAAGUCAAUGAGGUGUUUGCAGACCACGAGUCAAGCCUUAACCCGAUUGACGUACCCAGAGCUUGGUUAUGGAAUUUACCAAAAAGAACAGUGUAUUUUGGAACUUCCAUACCAUCAAUAUUCAAAGGCCUAACAACAGAGGAAAUUCAAUACUGCUUCUGGAGAGGGUUUGUUUGUGUGAGGGGAUUUGACAGAAAGGAACGAGCACCCCGGCCGCUUAGGGCGAGGCUGCACUUUCCCGCAAGCAGGUUAAAACAAACAAAGCCAAAGACUGAAGAGAAAGAGAAGUUGAAGCAAUAGCAGACAUACAGAGUUGGCUAGAUACAAAUGUUGGCUGUUCAUGAACAGUGGCGUGAUCGAUAUUUUGGUAGUGUUAGGGACAGCAGUUAACUUGGAUAACCUAAAGAUGUUUUGCUAUGUUAGUUUUGUUCUAGUAGAUGCAGUUUUAUAUAAUCUAUUAUGUUAUAUUAGAGCAGUUUAUUAUUAGUUGUAUUUUCAGUUA
This is a messenger RNA of Helianthus annuus (common sunflower), 4982 nucleotides long. RefSeq names its product DNA glycosylase/AP lyase ROS1. Gene Ontology annotation, biological process: base-excision repair. The transcript is spliced from 20 exons. Lineage: Eukaryota; Viridiplantae; Streptophyta; Magnoliopsida; Asterales; Asteraceae. Gene Ontology annotation, molecular function: 4 iron, 4 sulfur cluster binding; DNA demethylase activity; DNA N-glycosylase activity. The record is from RefSeq and is a predicted model, not a curated record. The coding region runs from base 308 to 4780 and encodes 1490 amino acids.